CAUCAAACCUUAUCCUCUCAACAAGGCAGUAUCCUUCGCAACCCAUAACUAAAAAAACAGCACAUUUUUUGUCCUCCAAACCAAACCUUAAGUCCCUGAAAUUUUCUUCCCCAACAUUAAGACAAAAUUUACAAGAAUGGCAACUCCAUUCCUCUCCACUGCAAAUUCCUUCCUCUCCCCUUCUCUCGCUUCCCCAACAUCUCCCUCACCACAUUCUUCAUCUUCUUCACUAGCAUUUCCACAGCCCUUUAGAACAGCCAGGAAACUGCCCAAUUUAUGCAGAGCUUGCAGUGACUCCUCCUCGUCAACAGAAUCCCGUGAUGUGGUAACCAGCAGGAGGAGCUUAGCUCUUUGCUUAAUCACUGGCCUCGCUUUCUCAUCACUGCCCAAUGCAGACAUCACUGCUUCUUCUGCUAAUGCUGCAAUACUGGAAGCUGAUGAGGAUGAUGAACUCAUGGAGAAAGUGAAGCAGGAUAGGAAGAGGAGGAUUGAGAGGCAAGGAGUUCUCAACUCUGCCAAGAAAGAAACAGGGUAUUUGCAAGAUGUGGUUUACAAUCUGAGUAAAGUAGGCCAAGCUAUAGAGAACAGUGACCUAUCAGCAGCUGGUUCAGUUCUAGGCAAAGGAACCGAUACUGAUUGGGUUCAGAAGGCCAAUGUAGCCUUUGCUAAGCUGAGCUCUGGCCCUGAAGAGAAAACCGAAGUGGACACCUUCAACUCCUCCCUAGCUUCAUUGAUUUCAUCAGUUGUUGGCAAUGAUAUCGAAUCCUCGAAAGUUGCCUUCUAUGCAUCAGCCUCAGCUUUCGAGAAAUGGACCACCUUGACUGGCAUAAUCACACAGCUCAAAGGGAUCUGAAUACGGCAAAACACAUAGAUUGGCUUCUUCAUUUUCGCAUUUCCCAUUCAUCAACACGGCAAUCCUUUUUCAAGUGCGAGCAUUCUCUGUAUUUGGAAGAGCAACCCAAUCUUCCAUAUUUGCAUUUCUUCUUGUCUGGGUCUUGAGGAUGUCAAAGUUGUUUUGAGUUUCAAGUUCGACUAUACUUCUUCAGUAGACAGCAAUGUAAAAGUUGCUUACCUGAGAUUGUGAUAAGUUAGCAAUGGUAAUAUCUAUAACUUCCCCCUAUCGAAUGCCUUUGCCCAGAUUGUGAAGUUAAACUACUCAUUAACAAAAAAAAAAAAAAAAUGAUGGAUAGAUGGAUGACCA
Linum tenue is the source of this 1201-nucleotide messenger RNA. The record is from the annotation of a GenBank genome assembly. Lineage: Eukaryota; Viridiplantae; Streptophyta; Magnoliopsida; Malpighiales; Linaceae.